AUACCAUCCUGUGUAAAUAAAUCAGUGUUUGCCGCGUUUCUUAUGGCAGCUAACAACCUACACACACAAACACAUUCCCUCAAAAAAAAAAACCUACACACACAAACACAAUCAUCUUCAUCUACUCAAUCUUUAGUCGAUCUUAGUUUCAGAUAAAAGGGACUAUAAUUUUUUUUUUUUUUUAUUUUUGUUUAAUUUUAUUUCAUUUUCCACUCAAAUGGGUGCUGUUGAAUCAGUCCCACAACAAUCCAUCCAUGAAUUUACUGUUAAGGAUAAUAAGGGAAAGGAUGUUGAUCUAAGUAUGUAUAAAGGGAAAGUUCUUUUGGUUGUCAACGUUGCUUCAAAAUGUGGGUUUACCAAUGUAAAUUAUACCCAGUUGACAGAAUUGUACCAGAAAUACAGGGAUAAUGGUUUUGAAGUCUUGGCUUUUCCUUGCAAUCAAUUUCUAAAGCAAGAACCUGGGACAAGUGAAGAUGCUGCAAAUUUUGCUUGUACAAGAUUCAGUGCUGAGUAUCCCAUUUUUCAAAAGGUAUGCGUCAAUGGACCGAAGACAGCCCCUGUGUACAAAUUCCUUAAAGCAAGUAAGCGUUCAUCUCUUUUUGGAAACAGUGUCAAAUGGAACUUUACAAAGUUCCUCGUUGGCAAGGAUGGAAAAGUCGUCAAACGAUAUGGUACAACAACUCCUCCGCUUUCCAUCGAGGGUGAUAUUAAAAAAGCAUUAGGUGAGAUGUGAUGGGCUAUAAUGGCUGAGAAGUUUUGAUGAUUUAUUUUUUCUUUUCUUGAACAAGAUUAAAUUAUUACUAUUAUUUUUGUGUAUAGAGAGUCAUUUCUUGAUUAUAAAUGAAAUCAGUUUCUGUAGUUAAUAUUAAUAUUUGGAGUUUCGGACAGUGUGUAUGAUUUUGUUGACGAUGUACUUCUCCCUAUACCAAAUCUCAGCUUCUGAAUGGUGUUAUAAGCAA
This is a messenger RNA of Chenopodium quinoa (quinoa), 959 nucleotides long. RefSeq names its product probable glutathione peroxidase 5. The record is from RefSeq and is a predicted model, not a curated record. Gene Ontology annotation, biological process: response to oxidative stress. The transcript is spliced from 6 exons. Lineage: Eukaryota; Viridiplantae; Streptophyta; Magnoliopsida; Caryophyllales; Amaranthaceae. The coding region runs from base 218 to 733 and encodes 171 amino acids. Gene Ontology annotation, molecular function: glutathione peroxidase activity.